AUGAUGAGAGCAGUAACUUUAUUGAGAUAUGGCGGGCCUGAAGUGCUUCAAAUUUCACAAAUUCCGAUCCCUGUACCAAAGCCUAAUGAGGUAUUAUUGAAAGUUCAUGCAACUGCUCUUAAUCGUGCAGAUCUCUUGCAGAGAAGAGGGUUUUAUCCUCCUCCGGCUGGAGCUUCUGAUAUAAUAGGUUUGGAGUGUGCGGGAGAAGUAGCACAGUCUACAAGAAACUGGGCUUCAGGACAAAGAGUUAUGGCAAUUCUUCCAGGUGGCGGCUAUGCUGAGUAUGCUGCUGUUAAAUCAGAUCACCUAAUGCCGAUUCCUGAGAAUUUAUCUUAUGAAGAAGCUGCUGCAAUUCCUGAAGGCUGGGUUACAGCUUAUCAGCUAUUAUUUUAUAUAAUACAUUAGAUUUUUUCCUUCCUUAUCCCCGAUAAUAAAGCUAAAAGAUUUUACUAUAAAUAUUAUUUAUUCCAAAAUAGGGAAAAUAGGAAAUUAUUUAUAUUGCUAGAGGAAAAGCACAAGAAAAAGUAUUAGUUCAUGCUGGAGCGAGCGGCGUAGGAACUGCACUUAUACAAUUAGCUAAAUUAAAAGGCCUUAAAGUUGCUGUCACUUGUGGUAGCCAAGAGAAAAUAGAAUUCUGCAAAAAUUUAGGGGCUGAUCUUGCUAUAAAUUAUAAGACAGAAUCAUUUAAACAGAAGGUAAAAGAGUUUGGAGGAGCUGAUAUUGUUUUAGAUUGCAUUGGGGCUAAUUAUUUUGAAGAUAAUUUAGAUGCAAUUAGGCUAGAUGGGAGAUGGGUUAUUUAUGGGACUAUGGGAGGACACCAAGUAAAUCAAGUAUCUCUAACUCCUAUCUAGAAGUGAGAAAACCAUUAGAAAAAUUCUAAAAAUUAGUUCCCCAAGUAAUUGAGUAAAUAUAAAAUUAUUUUUUGAUAAAUAAGCAAUAAUUAUUAUAAUAAAAUUCUAUUAUUUUUAUGAAAUUUUAUAAUUAAAUUCAACUUAUUUAAUAUAAAAAGAUUAAAAAUUAUAAUUUCAUAACUUAAGCAAAUGUUUUGCAGAAGAGGAGUAAGAGGAAUGAUGGGGAAAAGAAUUAGCUUGAUUUCGACAACAUUGAGAAAUAGAUCUGAUGAGUAUAAAGCUGAUUUGGUGGGAUCUUUUAUAGAUGAUGGAAUUUUAGAUGCCUUUAGGAAUAGAGUUUUAAAGCCUAUAAUUUACAGGACUUUCCCAAUUGAAAAAAUAGCGGAAGCUCAUGAGAUUAUGGAAAAAAAUGAAAAUUCAGGGAAAAUUGUACUGAAAAUAUCCAAUUAA
Blepharisma stoltei is the source of this 1301-nucleotide messenger RNA. NCBI's taxonomy places the organism in Eukaryota, Ciliophora, Heterotrichea, Heterotrichida, Blepharismidae. The record is from the annotation of a GenBank genome assembly.